UGACUAGUUCGUGCCACGAUAACGAAUCGUUAACAUUUUGUAAUCGCAUAGUCGAUUUUUCGAAUUUCCGUUUGAAUUUUGCAAACAAAGACAGUUGCCUGCCUUCAACACUAAUACACGCGAAGCGCUUUCGGCUGCGUAUAAUAGGAGUGUCGGGGAGUGUCGGGGCCGCAGCUGAAUAUUACAGUCCGCUCCUAUUUAGUGCUGUUUACUCAGGAGAAGACGACGCAUCGGCGGUCUACUCUUUGUUCCCGCGGGGCGCAGGCACGCGUGCGCUGCCCCGGGCGCGCGCUCGAGUGGAUUGACAUGCGGGGAGAUCAGCUGGAAAAUUGACCGACUUCUUUUUUACUGUCUUCAAGGAUACGCGAGCUUUGCACACCUAUUUGUUUAAGGCCUUCUUUUUACCGCGCGAAUAUGAGCGUCGAGUGGAGAUUUAGGAUCCAACUGAAUGAUUGAGUGCGACGAAAAAAACACAAUGUUGUUACUUUUCGUUGCAGAUGAAGGUGCUCCAUUCGGCAUUGAUAGUUGGCGCGGUGCUGUCCUGUUUGCCCGGAACUUGCUACUCGAAACCGGAAUUGCAGUUGUUGAGCGUCAUUUUUCGGCACGGCGAUCGCACACCUAACGCCGAAGCUAUCUUUCCAACUGACCCUAACUACCACAACGAUUUUUUUCCCAUAGGUCACGGAGGAUUGACCAACUCUGGCAAGCUUAGGAUGUACAAGUUGGGAGAGUUCCUACGUGAAAAAUAUCAAAAUUUCUUGGGCGACGUUUACUACCCAGAGCUCGUUUCCGCGCGUAGCACUGAUUACGCUCGAACAAAAAUGAGUCUGCAACUUGCUCUCGCCUCCCUCUUUCGACCAUCUUACUUGGAAAAGUGGCAUGAAAUGUUGGAUUGGCAGCCUGUUCCUUUUUCUUACGUGCCUAUACCUCGAGACGAUCUUUUGGCGACAACUUCGAAGCCCCGUUAUUUGGCAGAGAAAACUCGGGUGGCCAUGUUACCGGACAUUCAAGCACGCUUCAGGAACCUAAGCGAAUUCAUGUCUCAACUAACAAAAUUAACAGGCAAGAAUAUCAGCGGAAGUUUCGAUAUAACGCAGAUAUACGAUACUCUUUUGAGCGAAGACAUGAUGAAUUUAAGCUUGCCUAGCUGGGCGGCUGAUAUGUUUCCCGAUGGCAAAUUGUCCGAAGCUGCACUUCUGUUUUAUGACAUUAUUACUUAUGACACUAAUGUUACCGAAUCUGUUGCUGGUAAAUUGAUGUUGGAAAUACAACGAAAUAUGUUAGCUAUGAAGAGCGAAACGAGAGAAAUACGCGCCAAACUAUUGCUGUACAGUGCUCACGAAACGAAUAUUGUUGGUGUUUUGAAAGCUCUGAACACGUACAAAACGCACAUACCUUUUUAUUCCAGUGCUGUGAUAAUCGAACUUUGGAAAGAAGUUGACGCAUACUACGUUAAAGUAUUAUAUUACCUUGGCAACUCGACAGUUUUGGAAUUACAACUACCAGGGUGCCCUGACGUAUUAUGUUCUUUCGAUAAAUUCACGUCGAACGUAAAAGACAUUCUAGAGUUAGCUGAAAGACGAGAAACUAAGUUAAAGUUUUAGGUGCACGCACGCAAUCAAAUGAUAAUUUUGUGUCCGAAAAUGCACGAUAGAACCAAUUGUAUUUUACAGCCUGUUACAUCCUCGCUCGAAGAGACGGUCGUCAAACAAUGUCAAACAUCUCCCCGCACAGAGCUAAAUGAACCUGCAAGGCAUUAUUCAUCGCGUAUAUGGCUCGCACAACAUAAUAACGUCCGCAUUCAUCGCGGGACCUCGGCCAAGUGUCAGUCGAGCUCCUCGUGUUCCAUAUAACGAAGAAUUGCCGGGCAUCAUUUUUUACGAGCUUCCCUUUUAAUAUAGGCUGCUGAUAUAACUCACAGUUUCGGAAUUUUUGUCGCCCGAUGCAAAUCGCACUAUUAGUCAAAUAAUAUUCGUAUUUUCAUUUAAUACAGAUGAGAUGGCUGUCAGUCAGUGCUGAAUCAUUUGCAUCGCUCCCUUUUUCAAAGUUCCGUCGGACAUUUUCCGCGCGCGCGCUUCAGUAGGUUGCCUGGCGCUGUUGUGUGUCGGGACAUCGAUCAAACGCCAUCAUUGCAAAUGUUUGAUUCCCCUCUUGAAACUCUCACACAGCUGCAAAUGUGUUGACCUAUCGGGAUCAGGGAUUUUACAGCUUGGCUGGAACUUGUGUAUCAGAUAUGGCAGCUUGAUUUCGAAAUAAAGUUUUUCUCGAAAGUUGUUACUAACCAUGUCUACGCCACUGUAGAAAAUACAAAUCCAAUAUCCUCUUGCCAG
Molecule: messenger RNA, 2330 nt
Organism: Phymastichus coffea
Lineage: Eukaryota; Metazoa; Arthropoda; Insecta; Hymenoptera; Eulophidae
Product: venom acid phosphatase Acph-1-like
Exons: 7
Coding region: 498-1604 (368 amino acids)
Biological process (GO): dephosphorylation
Molecular function (GO): phosphatase activity
Source: RefSeq, a predicted model, not a curated record